This is a messenger RNA of Chenopodium quinoa (quinoa), 1049 nucleotides long. RefSeq lists its product as uncharacterized. The record is from RefSeq and is a predicted model, not a curated record. Bases 147 to 1019 code for a protein of 290 amino acids. Lineage: Eukaryota; Viridiplantae; Streptophyta; Magnoliopsida; Caryophyllales; Amaranthaceae. The transcript has 2 exons.
CAUGCACCAUUCACCGCGUAAUUACGCAAGACAGGGCGUCGUUACAUGUCGAUCAGGUUCAUCCAUUCUGGCGGACGCUCGUUAUCGGAGAGCAUGCUGUUCCGCAUACGGUUCACCGUGAACAGGAGGAGUUGGAGCAGUUUCAGAUGAUGUUUGACCAAGUGUCCUCCAGUCACCCUUCGAUCAUUCGUAGUGCUACACACAUACUUCAUGACAUGUUCAAUACAUCGUGUUUGGAUACCGAGGAACCGGAAGGGGUCGAGCGACCUAGGGGUCGACAACCACGGCGGAACAAGAGUGCGUUUGAGUACAUUCGCGGUCGUGGCCGUGGCCGUGGCCGUGGUCGUACAUCCUCAUCAAGUGGCAGCCAAUCAUCGUCGUCGGUGAAUAUGCCCGGCACCGGGAGAAUGGACAUUGAACAUUUUCCAUAUAAGGACAGGAUCCCUAAUAUCAUGAUGCCAUUCUUGGACGGGUGGAAUGAUGUCAUUGCAGAUGGUAACUGCGGAUUUCGGGUUGUGGCGGAUGUGUUUCAAAUGGGUGAAGACAACUACGGUUUAGUGCGGCAGUUGAUGUACAGUGAAAUCGCAUCAAACCGAGAUGUGUAUGGCCAUGUGUACGGCGAGGACUUGGAUAGGUCUCUGCAGCGUAUCCGGUGGGGAGGUGGACCUUGCGGUCAAAAUCAUUGGUUCGAUGCGCCACUUGAUCUCUUUGCCGUUGCAAACAUCUACAAGUGUGCAGUCAUGCAUUUCGGCCUUGGUUUACAUAGUCGAGCCUAUUAUCCAUGUACAACGGUUCUGCCCUGGUGUUCGCGCGAGACCGUCACCAGACCGGUAAGGGACGUUGCUAUUGGAUUUCUUGGGCCGUCAUACAGACAUUUUAUCCGAUUAGACAUGUCACCCGAUUUUCCGGUCCCAAAUAUCAUACCGAAGUGGUAUGAAAUUCAUAGAGCAAGCGUGGAGGGUUGGGAUGCUUUGUACCAUGCUCGCGUGCAACAGUGGAAUAAUUUAAUUGCCAUGUAGUUUUUGUUGAUGUACACCUACCUUUUACUA